AUGUGACCGUCAUUGUGAUGGCCUGUAAUGAGAGGGAGUCCGGCAAAUACAAGUGCGAGUCCUACUGGCCUCAGGACAACGAUGACCCCCAACAGUACGGCAACAUCACUGUUCAAUUAGUGAAGUGGCGUCAGGUGUGCCCCGACUUUCUGGUCCGCACUCUCAAAGUGAACGCCGACUCCAUAGAGCGCACGGUCUGUCAGUUCCACUACCAGACGUGGCCCGACCACGGAGUGCCCAACUCUGUGCACCCGAUCCUCGAGUUGGUGCGACUCAUGCGUGACGUCCAGAUUUCAGAAACCCGUCCAAUACUUAUCCACUGCAGCGCCGGCUGCGGGCGAACCGGAACUCUAUGUUCUAUUGAUUACGUUUGGGCUCUUCUCAGGAAUGGAAAACUUCGAGAAGAUUUCAGUCUGUAUUCCAUAAUACGAGAGAUGAGGAGACAGAGGAUAGCAAUGGUGCAGACAUUAGAGCAAUACAUGCUGUGCUAUAAGGCUGUCGCCACACUCUUUGAACAACAGCUCAAAAUGAUUGAUUCGCACACUUAUGAGAACAUCGAUGGCGAUGGAGAGCCUCUCAUGAGGCGCCAGUUGCUCAGGGAGUCUGCCGACCAACACAUAGCGAUCGCUACAAUCGCUCCGCAAACUGAUCACUCGCUUCCUCAGACCGAUAAUACAAAGAGUAAACAUAUCCCCGAAUCCAUACUGCCUUCCCUUCCCAACAGUCCGUCCAGUGUUGGCGAUGAAGUGCGACACGAGAGGCUUAUAGGAAAGGCAACUGUCAUACGGCGCCCAAGUAUUGCCAAACUUAAAGCUAUAUUCGAAAAUCAAAACGUGAUCUCAACAGAGGGUCCUAUAGUGAGGUCCCGUUCCACGAGUUCUUCACUGAAUAGAAGUCAAAGUAUCAAAGAAAGGAUCAGAAACACGAAAUCCAUGAUUGAAAGCAACGAUCAUGUGUUUAAUGGUAACCAAAGACAUGAAAUGUCGAUCGGUUUAGACGAGGGAUUGCGCGCUAAUCACUCGGACCUACAGUUCAGACAGGAUUCGUGUCUCAAAGAGACUACUUAUGGAGAAUGCAAUCCACAGAUCAAUGCAAUGAAUCGUUUAAACGAAAACUCUGCACAAAUGCUGCAAACAAAUCACUUCAACGGUUCAGUUAUGGAAUCGUUUGCCAUAUUAAGCGAACAAAAACUACUUGAAAAUCAUCAACAAUUGCAACAAGAGAUUCGUCAACACAUCCAACAAAAACAACUCCAAUCCGUGCCAUCAGUUCAGUCAUCGCAACCCAUUCAUAGAGUUGUUCCUAAUUUAUAUUCAAUUGAGUCACAAAUGCAAAACAAUAACUCAAUUCCACAUCAGAUAUCGUCCCAAAUGGGCCCUCCAUUGCAAAUGACAAUCAAUGCUCACAUCCAAAGCCAACCACUGCCACCCCCUCCCAAACCUCCCCGAACUUAUCAAUACCAUCAUAUGCUCGACGGAACAAUCACUUCACUGCCCAAUACUUCCGACGGAAGACUCAUAGUAUCCGUUGCUCUGCCCAGACGUCAACCAAAUGAGUUGACAGUCACUCAGCAAAACCAUUACGAGCCCAUUGGCCAGAGAGGGUGCAACAUAUCGGCCCCUAAUCUCGUUUCGGACACACUUCUGGUUAACACUAAUAAUAUGGAAAACUUUAAUAGUUUUAAUAUAAACCAAAACAAUGCCAUAAAAGUGCUAAACGUGUCCAACAAUAAUAUAUACGAAUCAGUAUUACCUAAGUAUAGGAGAUCACAGCCAUUAGAGGCGACCGGAGUGUCGACCGCAUCCCAAAACCAAAGCAUUCACUCCUAUUAUGAUAUCAUGAAAUUGCGAAACCCUGGCCUCAACUCUACCCUUCCCUUCUAUGAUAGUCUCUACGGUAGACACGGUUUUAUGACUGUUUCCAAUGUGCGGCACAUCUCAGUGCCGGCCAUUGCACAGAUCCAGUGCCCGUAUCCACAAUUCAAACCUAAUUAUGAGGCCAUUUAUUCCAACACUAAUUCAAAUACUAAUCAAAAUAAUGUUAAGAAUAGCGACAAAAAAGAUAAAAACAUAAACAAUAACUUAAACACUAAACCAAACAUUAAAAAGGAAUCCAUCAAAAAGAGUUCAAACAUUGGUUCAAACGCUCAAAAUGUAUCGCAAGAGUCGACUUCAGGAACUUUUUCCAAACUCUCCAAUGCUUUCAGAGGUUUGCGAAUCAAAUCCUCGAAACCCAAAUCAAAUUCAAAUACGACUAACAGUCCCGCCUCUAAUAGUCCCAUCGCCUCCCGUCCCCCUCAUUCUCACCGCUUCUCACCUCCAACUCAAUGGACACAAGCGACGGUUACGUCUGAUGUCAUUCCAGGAAUGGGAUGCCAUUCCGUGGGCACCAAAUGCGUUGAAAGCGAUGGCCGGGUUGGCCGCGUAAGCCAUGGCAGCGGCCGCCGGAUUCAGUGCUGUAGGGAUGAGAUGCGGGUGCGAUGGGAGCUGUGA
This is a messenger RNA of Oppiella nova, 2492 nucleotides long. Lineage: Eukaryota; Metazoa; Arthropoda; Arachnida; Sarcoptiformes; Oppiidae. The record is from the annotation of a GenBank genome assembly.